This is a messenger RNA of Colletotrichum phormii, 422 nucleotides long. RefSeq lists its product as uncharacterized. Bases 100 to 375 code for a protein of 91 amino acids. The transcript has a single exon. The record is from RefSeq and is a predicted model, not a curated record. NCBI's taxonomy places the organism in Eukaryota, Fungi, Ascomycota, Sordariomycetes, Glomerellales, Glomerellaceae.
AAGCAGUCGGCUUUCCCAUCCCCCUCCCCCCCCAUGUUAUUUUAGGCAUUUCCUUCCUUUCAUGUCAUCAGCAAUACAGUCAAGCCCAGACCAUUUGCAAUGUCUAUCCCGCAUGUGUUGCUGCUGCUACUAAUGCAGCAUCCGCUGCCUCUGCCGCCGCUACUGGGCUCUUCCUCCUGCCCCCCCCCCCUUGCUUUGCCAGCCAGUCCGUCUCUUCAGAGGAAGCCGCAGACCGACUGCAGACUCUUACGCUGGGGGGGGGACGUCAGAAACAAUGACCCUUGGGUGGGUGUGGCCAGGAUCAGAAUGAGGACUGUGUACCGGGGGGAGCAGAUUAAAGGCGGCGGCAAAGGAAUGAAUGCAAAGAGAGGAUGAGAGCGCUGUGUUCCCCGGUUGGAAUGUUCAAUCAUAAGCCCGCCCCG